This is a messenger RNA of Rana temporaria (common frog), 624 nucleotides long. RefSeq names its product churchill domain containing 1 (gene CHURC1). The transcript is spliced from 4 exons. Gene Ontology annotation, molecular function: zinc ion binding. NCBI's taxonomy places the organism in Eukaryota, Metazoa, Chordata, Amphibia, Anura, Ranidae. Bases 105 to 443 code for a protein of 112 amino acids. Gene Ontology annotation, biological process: multicellular organism development; positive regulation of DNA-templated transcription; fibroblast growth factor receptor signaling pathway. The record is from RefSeq and is a predicted model, not a curated record.
AUGACAGUGACGUCAGUAGAGGUCCUUGAGCCCAGCUGGUUGGCACUUCCGGCCUCUCCCCAGGGAUAGGAUCGUCUUAUUUAUUAUUAUUACAGGCGGCUGCGAUGUGUGGGGGGUGUGUGCAGGAGGAGUACCCGGACCGGGGUAACACCUGCUUGGAGACGGGAUCGUUUUUGGUGAACUACGCGAGCUGCGUGAAGUGCAAUACAAAAGACUUUGUGCUCAUCGCCAAUAAAACAAACGAUGAAGAGGAUGGAGAAGAGAUUAUUACAUUUGAUCAUGUGUGUAAAAACUGUCACCAUGUGAUUGCAAAACAUGAGUACACCUUCAGUGUGGUGGAUGAAUACCAGGAGUACACCAUGCUGUGUAUGCUGUGUGGGAGAGCAGAGGACUCCAUCAGCGUUCUGCCUGAUGACCCGCGACAGAUGGCUCCACUCUUCUAGCGAUAUUCUAACCACAGAGUCUUUUUAUACUUGCUUGCCUUAUGUAUAUUUUCCAGCCAUUGUAAAAUGUGGUGUCAACUGAACACAUUGAGAAUGAUAAUGUUACUGAGCAGCAUGCAGCAACCAGUGUUUCCUUCAAAUAAUAAUUUUAUAUUAAAGUGUCAUUGGGCAAUAAAAAAUU